AUGGCGCCUCAAGCUCCUUCAAAAGAGGCAGUCCGAGCAGGCAAGACCGCUGCGCAGGAGCAGAUCCCUAACCUGGCUUUCAACCUCUUUGGGAAGGCCAUGGAAGACAAAUGCACCGAGCGAGAUAAACACCAAGUCAUUGUCGCUCGCAAUGCCUCCACCACCAGUUGGUCCGAUGUCAUCGAGAAGAACAAGGAAGACACCGCAACAGCCGAACAACCCAUCUUCCGCCCAAGCAUGGACUUCACCAUGCGUGAGCAGGAUACCAAAGCCCCCCAGGUUGGUACUGGGCAGUUCCUCGUGGUCGGCUAUGCCAAAGCGAACCUCGACAAGAAGUAUCGAUCACAAGACCCAGGAGUCACCAAACAGAUCGUGGGGGUCUUCAAACCGAAUGAGAUUCUGCCCUGGGAAGAUGACAAACAUCCCACUAGCUAUGUCGUCACUCCUAUCCUCGACUUCUCCCCCGAGCAGCUGAAGCUCUAUGUGCUCCUGAAGCCAGAUAAGGGGCUAUGCACUCCAUAUUCGCUGGCCAAAGACGAUGUCUUCUUCCGAUUUGAAUAUCGAGAUACCGAGCCCAACGUCUCGAAGAGGAGAACUUCAUGGAGAAAGAAUAUCUCACAACACUCUGUCCGAGUCGGCUUGCAGAUGAAACCCUCGGCGAAACAAGAAGCAUUCAAACGAGCAUUGAACGUCGGCAAGGUUAUCGUCGAUUCCCACGAGGACUGUGGCAACGAGAUGAAGGUGCUGAUGAUGGCCUUCAAGAAGAGUCACGACGACUGGUUGCUUCAAGAGAUGAAGAGGCUUAUGAGGAGGAUUAAUGUUGACAUCGCCUACCGGCCACUACAAUCGAAGCCGGCACUCCAAAGCUUUGUCGAUAACGACACGGUCGAUUUCACGAAUGAAUGGGCAGCUGGUGUGGUCCAAGAGGUUUCGGGACUUUGGCCCGACGUGCAAGAUAUGACUGCGGAGAGAGUAAUUAUUUUGCAGCGACUGAUGCACGAGCAGGGUGCAGAAAUCAAAAACUUCCAACUCAAAGGGCUCCUAGCUGAGGGUAUGUAUCGGCUAAAACAGCAGGCAAACAUUGAAAACAUCAUGGAUGAAGAAGGAUUCGUCAAAGAUCUGGUCUCUACCCUCGACAGAACUCUGGGAAAAGAGGCACAGCCCAAACCGACUGCGUCGAAUAUGGACGAACAGUCGCAGGACGCUCUACUUGCUGCUGUUGGGGCAAAGCUACAGUCAAUCUUGGAUUACUACUAUUCUUUCUCCGCCAAGCUGAAUUCGCAAUUCGGGGACCAUGUCUUGGAAGGUGCGGGGCCUGCUGAUUUCUGGGUCAAGUAUGCAGAGGCACCAGACACUGACUCUGCCCGGCUUGCCUUUAAUCACGUCGCGAAAUUCCUUGUCGCCGAGUUUACACACGUUCUGGGCGAAGGGGUGGUGAAACCUGUUCAUAACAUAGUGGAGAUUCUGGGGCGUCUGGACCUGUCUCCUAGUUGA
Messenger RNA from Fonsecaea monophora, 1494 nucleotides. RefSeq lists its product as hypothetical. Lineage: Eukaryota; Fungi; Ascomycota; Eurotiomycetes; Chaetothyriales; Herpotrichiellaceae. The record is from RefSeq and is a predicted model, not a curated record. The coding region runs from base 1 to 1494 and encodes 497 amino acids. The transcript has a single exon.